Molecule: messenger RNA, 3195 nt
Organism: Mastomys coucha (southern multimammate mouse)
Lineage: Eukaryota; Metazoa; Chordata; Mammalia; Rodentia; Muridae
Gene: Chrna2
Product: cholinergic receptor nicotinic alpha 2 subunit
Exons: 5
Coding region: 122-1420 (432 amino acids)
Biological process (GO): nervous system process; regulation of membrane potential; monoatomic ion transmembrane transport
Cellular component (GO): postsynaptic membrane; neuron projection; synapse
Molecular function (GO): acetylcholine-gated monoatomic cation-selective channel activity; transmembrane signaling receptor activity
Source: RefSeq, a predicted model, not a curated record
AUGGUUUUCAAAAAUCCCCAUGUUCAAACCCCCUCCUCUGUGAUCCGGGUGACCCUGAGGAAUCAGAGUGCUGGUGACAGGAGGGGCGGCUGGGCUUGGGUGUCCUGAUGAGAAGAAUCAAAUGAUGACCACCAAUGUCUGGCUCAAGCAGGAAUGGAAUGACUACAAGCUGCGCUGGGACCCGGCUGAGUUUGGCAACAUCACCUCCCUCCGCGUCCCUUCAGAGAUGAUCUGGAUCCCAGACAUUGUUCUCUACAACAAUGCAGAUGGGGAGUUUGCGGUGACCCACAUGACCAAGGCCCACCUCUUCUUCACGGGCACUGUGCACUGGGUGCCCCCAGCCAUCUACAAGAGCUCCUGCAGCAUCGAUGUGACCUUCUUCCCCUUCGACCAGCAGAACUGCAAGAUGAAGUUUGGCUCCUGGACGUACGACAAGGCCAAGAUCGACCUGGAGCAGAUGGAGCGGACGGUGGACCUGAAGGACUACUGGGAGAGCGGCGAAUGGGCCAUCAUCAACGCCACCGGAACCUAUAACAGCAAGAAGUAUGACUGCUGCGCGGAGAUCUACCCCGACGUCACCUACUACUUUGUUAUCCGCCGGCUGCCGCUGUUCUACACCAUCAACCUCAUCAUCCCGUGCCUGCUCAUUUCCUGCCUCACGGUGCUCGUGUUCUACCUGCCCUCCGAGUGUGGAGAGAAGAUCACGCUGUGCAUCUCGGUGCUGCUCUCCCUCACCGUCUUCCUGCUGCUCAUCACGGAGAUCAUCCCGUCCACCUCGCUGGUCAUCCCACUCAUCGGCGAGUACCUGCUCUUCACCAUGAUCUUCGUCACCCUCUCUAUUGUGAUCACAGUCUUCGUGCUCAAUGUCCACCACCGUUCCCCCAGCACUCACAAUAUGCCCAAGUGGGUGAGGGUCGCCCUGCUAGGCCGGGUGCCCCGGUGGCUGAUGAUGAACCGGCCCUUGCCGCCUGUGGAGCUCCAUGGCUCCCCGGGUCUGAAGCUCAGCCCCACGUAUCAUUGGCUGGAGACCAACAUGGAUGCGGAAGAAAGGGAGGAGACGGAGGAAGAGGAAGAAGAGGGAGAAGAUGAAAACAUAUGUAUGUGUGCAGGCCUCCCAGACUCUUCCAUGGGUGUUCUCUAUGGCCACAGCAGCCUGCAUCUGAGGGCCAUGGAGUCUGAAGCCAAGGCUCCCUCCCAGGCUAGUGAGAUCCUGCUGUCACCUCAAAUACAGAAAGCACUAGAAGGUGUACACUACAUUGCUGACCACCUGAGGUCUGAGGAUGCUGACUCUUCGGUGAAGGAAGAUUGGAAGUAUGUGGCAAUGGUGGUAGACCGGAUAUUCCUCUGGCUAUUCAUUAUCGUCUGCUUCCUGGGGACCAUCGGGCUCUUCCUUCCUCCAUUCCUGGCUGGGAUGAUCUGACUUCGUGUCCCUCAUGUUGGCUCCAAGGUGGCCUGGACAACCAUCUUCUAGUCUUCUGUGACUGGAGCCAUCUCUAGAAUAUUCUUUUGACUUAAUACUAUCUGCCUGCGAUGUAUCUACGAGACCCCCAACCUAGCCUGGACUCCAUAUCCUCCUUGCAGCAGCUCAUGGUGCCAUUGUGGUGACAAGCACUGAGACCACUCAACAUGACAACUAUUUAGGGAUGCUGAGGGACUCGAAGAGGUGAAGGCUGCUCUGCAGGGAGUGACAACAUGGUGGUGACAUGGGAGAGGCAGGUUAUUCCUGAAAGAGCAUAUAGGAGCUGCAUAUGGCAAAAGGAUCAAACAAAGGGAUGGAGGGGUCAGACCAGGGCAAAGGGAAAUGGAACACUGUGGAUUCAGAAUGUCAGAGAAGACAGGCAGCUGGGGUGGAGAGGCUGGGAGGCAGGUUGGGGUAUUUUUAAUCCAGGCCCAGGAAGAAGCUCAGAGUCUGCUCUGAACCUGCCUCUAUGUGCUUUGCAGGAAAUGUCCACUUCCAGAAGGAGUGGGGGCACAACGAAAGUUCUAGAGCAGUGGUUCUCAACUUGAGCUGCAACCCUUCUGGGAGUCAAACGACCCUUUCACAGGGGUCACAUAUCAGAUAUACUGCAUAUUAGAUGGUUACAUUAUAGCUCACAACAGUAUCAAAAUUACUGUUAUGGGGUUGAAACGAAAACGGUUUUGUGGUUGGGGUCACCACAACAUGAGGAACUGUCAAGGGUCAUAGCAUUGGGCAGGUUGAGAACCACUGAUCUAGAUGCCCUGGUGGAUGCUUGAGGCAGAAGAACAGCAACAUUAGGGACAAGCAGCAGGGCCAUUCAUCUGAAAGCACCUUAGAGCCCCCAAGUUCCCCUCAGCACCAUGUCUCACUGUCCUAUGCUACAAAAACGAGGUUCAAGGCCACCUUCAAAUCAUCAAGUGAAUGAAGUCAGAAGGCAGUCUCCAAUGUUGGCGCCCUUACUAUCCAUGGGGCCUGGUCCCCAAUCCCUGCUCUGUCAGCAUGCCUUGCAUAGGAACUGAGAUCUUUGCUUCAAGCUCUUUCAAUUGUGUGCUCCUUCAGGGCACAGUCUCUGCUUUUAUUAUUUUCACUCAGCCCAAGCUGGGUGAGAGAGCUCAGCACGUGGACCCUUCCAUCCUGAGUAGUGGAGAGAAACCAACCCAGUUGCUUUGGGCUCCAGAACUGCUACACAAUAUCAAAGCUUUCUUCCUCAGCCUUCCCAAGGCCCCAUCAGGUGACUAACCUGCUCUGAACUGGUCUGUGUAGCUUUUUCUUGUACUUGUAAUAUUCCAUGACCCUUCACUGCAGAGGAGCCCAGGGAAUUGAGCCUUUUAGAACAUUCUCCAGUCCCCAAGGAAUUAGACUCCAGAAACUAACAGUAAUGGGAUUCAGGGUCACUAACAGAUAUAGAGACCAAGGUAGGAAGCCAAGUAGGGCAAGUUUGUUCUCUGUCUUAGGGUGCUCUCCUUGUGAACCCCACACACAGCACCUUGACACACCUAGGAGAUCUUCUUGCCAGAGGCCUUACCCAGACUCCCCAUUACCAGUUAUAACGACACCCCACUCAGUCUCAGGCCUUGGCUCCCCCUUUCUCCACUGAGUACAACCUGUCCCUCCCUUCUCUAUGUCAAGCCCAAGACAUGAUUUCCUGACGGGCGAUGCUUGUCGGAUUAUCCAUUUCUCCCAUCCUCCUUGCAUGUGAGUGGAAUGUCAAAAUAAAGCUGAAAUGGCUGCUGUCA